This is a messenger RNA of Caenorhabditis sp. 36 PRJEB53466, 3282 nucleotides long. The record is from the annotation of a GenBank genome assembly. NCBI's taxonomy places the organism in Eukaryota, Metazoa, Nematoda, Chromadorea, Rhabditida, Rhabditidae.
AUGGACUCGAGCACCAUCAAUCGGACGACGUAUCAAGGCGGAGUGGGCGAGCGCUAUCAAGCUACGAGGCCCAAGGAUGGAAUAGAUAAACCGAGUGAUCCAAUGGACUCGAGCACCAUCAAUCGGACGACGUAUCAAGGCGGAGUGGGCGAGCGCUAUCAAGCUACGAGGCCCAAGGAUGGAAUAGAUAAACCGAGUGAUCCAAUGGACUCGAGCACCAUCAAUCGGACGACGUAUCAAGGCGGAGUGGGCGAGCGCUAUCAAGCUACGAGGCCCAAGGACGGAAUAGAUAAACCGAGUGAUCCAAUGGACUCGAGCACCAUCAAUCGGACGACGUAUCAAGGCGGAGUGGGCGAGCGCUAUCAAGCUACGAGGCCCAAGGAUGGAAUAGAUAAACCGAGUGAUCCAAUGGACUCGAGCACCAUCAAUCGGACGACGUAUCAAGGCGGAGUGGGCGAGCGCUAUCAAGCUACGAGGCCCAAGGACGGAAUAGAUAAAACCGAGUGAUCCAAUGGACUCGAGCACCAUCAAUCGGACGACGUAUCAAGGCGGAGUGGGCGAGCGCUAUCAAGCUACGAGGCCCAAGGAUGGAAUAGAUAAACCGAGUGAUCCAAUGGACUCGAGCACCAUCAAUCGGACGACGUAUCAAGGCGGAGUGGGCGAGCGCUAUCAAGCUACGAGGCCCAAGGACGGAAUAGAUAAACCGAGUGAUCCAAUGGACUCGAGCACCAUCAAUCGGACGACGUAUCAAGGCGGAGUGGGCGAGCGCUAUCAAGCUACGAGGCCCAAGGAUGGAAUAGAUAAAACCGAGUGAUCCAAUGGACUCGAGCACCAUCAAUCGGACGACGUAUCAAGGCGGAGUGGGCGAGCGCUAUCAAGCUACGAGGCCCAAGGAUGGAAUAGAUAAACCGAGUGAUCCAAUGGACUCGAGCACCAUCAAUCGGACGACGUAUCAAGGCGGAGUGGGCGAGCGCUAUCAAGCUACGAGGCCCAAGGACGGAAUAGAUAAACCGAGUGAUCCAAUGGACUCGAGCACCAUCAAUCGGACGACGUAUCAAGGCGGAGUGGGCGAGCGCUAUCAAGCUACGAGGCCCAAGGACGGAAUAGAUAAACCGAGUGAUCCAAUGGACUCGAGCACCAUCAAUCGGACGACGUAUCAAGGCGGAGUGGGCGAGCGCUAUCAAGCUACGAGGCCCAAGGAUGGAAUAGAUAAACCGAGUGAUCCAAUGGACUCGAGCACCAUCAAUCGGACGACGUAUCAAGGCGGAGUGGGCGAGCGCUAUCAAGCUACGAGGCCCAAGGACGGAAUAGAUAAACCGAGUGAUCCAAUGGACUCGAGCACCAUCAAUCGGACGACGUAUCAAGGCGGAGUGGGCGAGCGCUAUCAAGCUACGAGGCCCAAGGACGGAAUAGAUAAACCGAGUGAUCCAAUGGACUCGAGCACCAUCAAUCGGACGACGUAUCAAGGCGGAGUGGGCGAGCGCUAUCAAGCUACGAGGCCCAAGGACGGAAUAGAUAAACCGAGUGAUCCAAUGGACUCGAGCACCAUCAAUCGGACGACGUAUCAAGGCGGAGUGGGCGAGCGCUAUCAAGCUACGAGGCCCAAGGAUGGAAUAGAUAAAACCGAGUGAUCCAAUGGACUCGAGCACCAUCAAUCGGACGACGUAUCAAGGCGGAGUGGGCGAGCGCUAUCAAGCUACGAGGCCCAAGGAUGGAAUAGAUAAACCGAGUGAUCCAAUGGACUCGAGCACCAUCAAUCGGACGACGUAUCAAGGCGGAGUGGGCGAGCGCUAUCAAGCUACGAGGCCCAAGGACGGAAUAGAUAAACCGAGUGAUCCAAUGGACUCGAGCACCAUCAAUCGGACGACGUAUCAAGGCGGAGUGGGCGAGCGCUAUCAAGCUACGAGGCCCAAGGACGGAAUAGAUAAACCGAGUGAUCCAAUGGACUCGAGCACCAUCAAUCGGACGACGUAUCAAGGCGGAGUGGGCGAGCGCUAUCAAGCUACGAGGCCCAAGGACGGAAUAGAUAAAACCGAGUGAUCCAAUGGACUCGAGCACCAUCAAUCGGACGACGUAUCAAGGCGGAGUGGGCGAGCGCUAUCAAGCUACGAGGCCCAAGGAUGGAAUAGAUAAACCGAGUGAUCCAAUGGACUCGAGCACCAUCAAUCGGACGACGUAUCAAGGCGGAGUGGGCGAGCGCUAUCAAGCUACGAGGCCCAAGGACGGAAUAGAUAAACCGAGUGAUCCAAUGGACUCGAGCACCAUCAAUCGGACGACGUAUCAAGGCGGAGUGGGCGAGCGCUAUCAAGCUACGAGGCCCAAGGACGGAAUAGAUAAACCGAGUGAUCCAAUGGACUCGAGCACCAUCAAUCGGACGACGUAUCAAGGCGGAGUGGGCGAGCGCUAUCAAGCUACGAGGCCCAAGGACGGAAUAGAUAAACCGAGUGAUCCAAUGGACUCGAGCACCAUCAAUCGGACGACGUAUCAAGGCGGAGUGGGCGAGCGCUAUCAAGCUACGAGGCCCAAGGACGGAAUAGAUAAACCGAGUGAUCCAAUGGACUCGAGCACCAUCAAUCGGACGACGUAUCAAGGCGGAGUGGGCGAGCGCUAUCAAGCUACGAGGCCCAAGGAUGGAAUAGAUAAACCGAGUGAUCCAAUGGACUCGAGCACCAUCAAUCGGACGACGUAUCAAGGCGGAGUGGGCGAGCGCUAUCAAGCUACGAGGCCCAAGGAUGGAAUAGAUAAACCGAGUGAUCCAAUGGACUCGAGCACCAUCAAUCGGACGACGUAUCAAGGCGGAGUGGGCGAGCGCUAUCAAGCUACGAGGCCCAAGGACGGAAUAGAUAAACCGAGUGAUCCAAUGGACUCGAGCACCAUCAAUCGGACGACGUAUCAAGGCGGAGUGGGCGAGCGCUAUCAAGCUACGAGGCCCAAGGACGGAAUAGAUAAACCGAGUGAUCCAAUGGACUCGAGCACCAUCAAUCGGACGACGUAUCAAGGCGGCUUUGGUGAACGUGCUGAUAUUGUCAAGUAUGGCAACCAAAUAGACUUCGGAUCAGGGAAAGUGACAGCUCAAUCUGUAUCGCGGUCGGUUUUCUUUUCAUUUUUAAACUGAAAAUCGUAUACUUUUCAGAUUGACCUACACCCAAUUUCCCAUCGAACGAAUGUCUCUGUCUGUUCCAGUGGAAAAAUGGAUCGGCGGACUUUCCUAUCCAACUGAAUAUGUCACUGAACAACGAAGUUCUUUCCGACCAAAGCCCGCUAAUUCUGACUCAUUGGUGA